Molecule: messenger RNA, 1577 nt
Organism: Psylliodes chrysocephalus
Lineage: Eukaryota; Metazoa; Arthropoda; Insecta; Coleoptera; Chrysomelidae
Source: the annotation of a GenBank genome assembly
CUUUACAAAGAACUAUUACGUUACGGAGAGCAAUUGAAAUUGACCGAUAAAAAUUUCUUUCGUCGACGCAUAAAGCAAGAAUUCAAAAACAAUAAAGGACUUGAAAUUGAAACCGAUCAUAUCUACAAGAAAGGUGUAACAUUGUUGUUAAACAGAUCUGUAAAAUAAUGGCCACAUCUAGAAUGAUAUUUCGCGUUCAAUUCUGUUUUUCAAGACUGACACACACAUUAGACUACUCGAAAAUACCUGUUCUCUUAGAUAAAGAUUUGGAAGAAAUGCAUGUUCGAGGUAGUGGUCCUGGGGGUCAAAAAAUUAAUAAAACGGCCAGUUGUGUCGUUUUGAAACAUAUCCCCUCAGGUAUCGUAGUUAAAUGUCAAGAAACAAGAUUUUUGGAAAAGAAUCGAAAAAUAGCAAGAGAAAUUCUGCAAAGAAAAUUAGAUAAUUUUGUUAAUAAAGAAGAGAGUUUAGAGGCUCAACUUGAAGCAAAAAAUGAAAAAAAAAAGUUGGACAAUAAUGGCUAUAAAAGACUGUGUGAUUUAAAAGUGAACGAGCUACGUCGGGAGUUAGAAGAUCGCGAGUUGGAAACGACAGCGAAGAAAGCAGAACUGGCAGAACGACUUAAAGAAGCGAUAGAAAAUGAAGGUUUGGAUUCGGAAAUGUGUCUAUUUUCUGAUGAUUCAUCUUCUGCUAUAAUUUCUUCCGAUAUGGAAAGUAAGAUCUAUUCCUUAAAAACCGAAAUGUCUUCUGAUAUGAACUCCAUGAAAACUGAUAUUUCCUCUAGCAUGUCUUCUUUAAAAACCGAAAUUUCAUUCGAUUUGGAAACUAAAAUAUCUUCCAUAGAAAAUAAAAUUUCUUCUGAUGUUUCUUCUAUAAAAACUGAUAUUUCCUGCUUAGAAACUAAAGUUUCUUCCGAUAUAUCCUCCUUGGAUGAUAAAGUUUCUUCUUUAGAAAGUAAAGUUUCGUCUGAUAUUUCUUCCUUAAAAGAAAAGAAAAUAUUGGCUUCUGUCAAAGAAAAAAUAAAAGAGAUGGAAAAGAAGAUAGAAGAACUGGAACAUUCAGAACUGGUCAAGGACGGUGAAAUAAAGUGCCAUGAGGUGGAGUCGAAGUUAAAAUUGGAAGGAGCUUUCGAGACAGCUGCGAGAGCAAAUGAAUGGUCUGAGAGAGAAAAGGCAGUGAAUCUGACAAUCGCCCUUCGAGGAGACGUUUUAGAUGUCCUUCAAAUUAUACCCAUGGAAGAGACAGAUAAUUUUGAGCAACUCAAAAAGAGACUGCGAUAUGGCCACGAACAUUUUGAGCAUCUAUACCAGUCACAGUUAAAGAAUCGCAAACAGAAACGAGACGAGACCCUUCAAGAAUAUGAAGUAGAUAUGGCCAGGUUGGUGCGAUUUGCCUACCCAUCAGCUCCGGAAAACAUGAUGGAAUGUUUAGCAGUCCAAACAUUUGUUGAUAGACUCCGUGACCACGAGAUGCAGAAAACACUUCGCUUAGCCCGCCACAAAACAUUAGUCGAUGUCUUGUCCGCUGCUUUAGAAUAUGAGGCAGCUACGCAGGCUUCUGGUGGAUACAGUAUAAAGUGA